Messenger RNA from Triplophysa dalaica, 3150 nucleotides. RefSeq names its product Rho family GTPase 1a (gene rnd1a). Bases 138 to 914 code for a protein of 258 amino acids. The record is from RefSeq and is a predicted model, not a curated record. The transcript is spliced from 4 exons. Gene Ontology annotation, molecular function: GTP binding; GTPase activity. Gene Ontology annotation, biological process: small GTPase-mediated signal transduction. Lineage: Eukaryota; Metazoa; Chordata; Actinopteri; Cypriniformes; Nemacheilidae.
CCGUAUUUCUCACUUUCGUGGAGACUUGACCCAAAGUCCAAUGCGCCGUGAACACACUGAACAGAACCGUUAUACGAAAGUGCCGGCUCAUACAGGACUGGUCUGGUGUCACUGUUUUUGUGACUGUAUCAUUUAAAAUGAAGGAGCGGAGAACCAGCCAGCCUUUAGUAAUGCGUUGUAAACUGGUUUUGGUGGGAGACGUGCAGUGCGGGAAAACCGCAAUGUUGCAAGUGUUGGCCAAGGACUGCUAUCCCGAGACGUACGUCCCGACAGUCUUUGAGAACUACACAGCUGGACUGGACUUAGAGGAGCAGCGCGUGGAGCUCAGUUUAUGGGACACGUCAGGUUCGCCAUAUUAUGAUAACGUCAGGCCUCUAUGCUACAGUGACGCAGAUGCUGUUCUGCUGUGCUUCGAUAUAAGUCGUCCGGACACCGUCGAAAGCGCCCUGAAAAAGGUGAUGCACCUUACAUUGUCGGUUUUCAAACCACUUUAUUGCCAGGAAUGCCAACAUAAAGUCUCCAUCAUUCAACAGUGGAAAGCAGAAAUUAUGGAUUUCUGUCCCAGUACGCGCAUAAUUCUGGUUGGCUGCAAGACGGACCUCCGCACAGAUGUUUGCACACUGAUGGAGUUGUCCAAUCAGAGACUGACACCCAUUUCUCACGAGCAGGGUACCUUGCUAGCAAAACAGGUCGGAGCGGAGUUGUACCUGGAUUGUUCCGCGUUCACGUCAGAAAAGAGCAUCCACAGCGUGUUCCGCUCAGCAGCACUCACGUGCCUCAACAAACUGCAGCCGCCUGUGAAGCAAAGCCCAACGCGCCGACUCUCCAAACGAAUCCUUCACCUGCCCAGCAAGGCGGAGCUCCUGACUUCGUCUUUCAGCAAACAGAGAACCAAGAGCUGCUCCAUCAUGUGAGCCCACAUCUGCCGCUCUAGCUCCGACAACACAUUUUUCGCUCUUCGAGAGGGGAUGGUUGGGGGGUUUGAGAAGAGGGGAGGUCAUGGCCUUUCGUGACCCCUCCCUUUCUCAACACUUUUGUUCUUCUUCCAUUCUGACACCCCACCUUCAAACACACUUAUCCCUACGUCAAAGAGCAGAUGGCGCUGUUAAGGGUUUUCGCCUGUUUCAUCUCGAUUGACUUCCCUUUACCAGCGAAUGGCUUCACAUGAAGUGCAUUUUGUAUUAAAUAUCAAUCAGACAAAGGAAGGAUUAUUGGACGUGUUAUUUGUAAAAGUGUAUACGCGUAUGAGAGUAGGGAGAGAACUGUGAACAUAAGCUAAUAUUCAAAGUAAGAGGGUCUGAUUAGGUUUAUGCACUUUAGUGGAUGUGAGACGAACUGGACAAAAGCAGAUGAUAGAAUACAAGUUGGUGUUAGUCGCCAUUUUAAUACAUGAUUAAGCUUUGCUUGCACUUGCUGAGGUCAAAAGCUCUGAGGGUUGGCACUGAUUUACAACAAGACAGAUGAAAUGUCAUUAAAGAAAGAGGGUAGGAGCCAAACAAGACUAGAAUGAAAUAUGAGGAUGCUUAUAAAUUUGCAGCUAGAUGAAGCAUCGAAUCACAAAUGUGUAGGAGAUGCUGACACACAGUAUUUCAGUCUCUCUCUCUCUUUACCGUAUUCCUUCAUUCCACAAGAGAGUGGGUCAUAAAUCUCAGUCAAUUGGGAAAAGUCCUGCAAUGGCCUUUUGAGACAGGAUUGCCCUACAGAGCAAAACACACACAAGUCAUUGCCAAUUCCAGCUGUUGAGGGCUUGUUUUUAGAACAUUAUGUCUUUCUCUGAAGUAAUUUUGAAGAUGGGUUGAGAGGAUCAGGGACAGACGGGAUAAGAGAUUACUACAGGACACUUCAGUCCGCCAAAAUUGAUCAACGUUACAUAAGAAUUUAAAAUGUGCUUGUUGUUGCAUUUUUCAAUGCACUUUCUACACAGUCAUCGUAAAAUCUGUCUCAACCAUAAAAUAGUUUGUUUUUACUCGAAUGUUUUCUUUACAUGUAGUGAUGCUCAAUACUAAAGUGCAUUGAAAUCAGUUUGGGAUGCAUUUGGUCAAAAGACGACUAAACGGUAAACCUCACUGUAGUAAUCUCUAUUUUAAAUCCUGCUAUCCCUGGUUGUGUAAUGCUUAAUCGUAAAAUGACAAAAUCCUCAGUUUGGUUUUAUAAAUGGCUGUGUAGAAAUGAAUUGAGAGCUCAGAGGGUAUUACAAGGAAUCGGUCAGAAUCAGUUGUUCAUACUAUUUAAAAUGAUCACUGCUGCUUUGGGAAUAUAUUAUUAUGUAUCAAAUUUCUUAGAUGAUCUGUUUUUCCCUAUACUGAAAUCAACAGGGUUUGUCUUUGUCAUCUAAUGGAUAUUGGUAUUUAACAGCCAUCAAAAAAGAAGCUCAUUCUAAAAGCCUGACAACAAAAUCUUAACGUACGAUCAUGAAUUAUAUUCUUGACAUCUAUGAGUAAAUGGCUCAUUGAAUGCUAACCCAAACAUUUGGAGGAUGUUGAAAUCUACCAUUUGUAGCACCUAAAGUUGAGAACAGAAGAAAUAUAGUGGAUAGUGUGUGAGAGUGAAAACAGUGUGUAUAUUUAAACUGGACCUGCCUUAAUAGCACCUCUGAACUUCUUCAUUAUGAUUUAAAUUUACUUCAUAAGUAUUCCAUAAACAUGCAUCACGUACUAUGGGAUCUCAAAGAGAAGUAAGAUAAGGUGGACUGCCUGAAAACCACCCAAGAAUUUCCAAGAGAUGAAAAUACAGGAAAAUCUCACUGUAGCGUUAAGCAAUGGCGGUACAUAAGGUCAUCAAGACAAUAUAUGAUGCAUCUCACACGCCAUUAUAUAUAAAUUUGUAUGUGUUGGCUUAUUUAGUAGCACUCUUAUAUGUUAUACGUUUGAUGUGGUGGACCUCCACAAACUUCCUGGACAUUAAUAUCGUAAACAAUAAUUUUGUACAGCCCUUUAAAACAAUGUCUGUGAAGCUAACAAUUGAAAAACAGACAGAAUGACUGUGUGAAAUGUUAUGUGUGUAACUUAUUCAUGAAAAGUUGAUUAUUGAUGGUUCUGUUUGAUUUCCUUGACUUCCUCAGUUUCAGACAAUCUAUUUUGUAUUGCAUAUUGUUUAUUGAUUUUGUUCCUUGUCUCUUGUGUCUUAAAUUAAUUAAAACCUUCAUUUGGU